Molecule: messenger RNA, 1095 nt
Organism: Cuscuta campestris
Lineage: Eukaryota; Viridiplantae; Streptophyta; Magnoliopsida; Solanales; Convolvulaceae
Source: the annotation of a GenBank genome assembly
UGUUGGGCGGUGCUCCUUGGACCACACGGCAAGAAGGAGAGCAAAUCCCAUUCUAAGUGGGAUUGCUCUUGAUUUGUUUCCUUGUUCAUAUUUAGUGAUUUGUUUCCUUGUAGGAAUAGAAUUCCUUUUGUGUUUUGGUCUUUAUCCUCUCCUAUAAAUAAAGGAGAAACUCCUUGUACUUAGCAGAACAAUUCAAUAUACAGAAUAUUUUCCCUCUUAUUAUUUUCUUCAGUAGUACAUAUUGUAUUGUGAUUCGAAGAAGAAUAAGAAGAAGGAGAUUCAGCUUCAAAAUUCUUCCAGUAAAUCUUUAGAUUCUGCAAUCUCCCAAAUCCGGUUGCAAAAGAUAUGGAUCACAAUGACACUGGAUGCCACGCCGCCCCUCAUGAAGGCCCAAUUUUGUGUGUCAAAGGCUGCGGUUUCUUUGGAAGCGCAGCAAACAUGAACAUGUGCUCCAAAUGCUACAAGGAUAUGGUGCUGAAACAAGAGCAAGCCAGGCUCGCGGCAUCAUCAAUUGAAAAUCUUGUUAACGGACAACCUCUUGUCGUUGCUAAUAACAAUGCAGAUGCGCUUGUCACUUCAGUUGAAGCAAUGGAAGUUUCCAUCCCCUCCUCCCUUGCUUCGAGCUCUGGUGAGUCCGUUGAAGUCAAGGCAAAGGUGGGUCCCACCCGUUGCGCUGCGUGCAAUAAACGGGUCGGCCUGACCGGGUUCGAAUGCCGCUGCGGGAGCAUUUUUUGUGGGUCCCACCGCUACUCGGAGAAACACGACUGCCUCUUUGACUAUCGCGCUGCUGCCAGGGAUGCGAUAGCAAAGGCGAAUCCCGUCAUCAAGGCUGAAAAGCUGGAUAAGAUCUAGACAUGCUUUUGUUAUGUUUGUCACAGUUGCUCAUGAUGCUUAUUGGCAAGACUCUGUUUAUUGGCAUUUGUUUCCAGGUUCAUAUAUAUUGGCAAUUUGGCAUAUUGUUGUGCACAUAAAUAUGCAUUUUAGUAAAGUCAUUUUGCGUCAAUUAUUUGCAACUUGUUCUAAAAUUUAUUUCAAUAAGUUUGAAACAUGAAGUUUGGUUGGUGGACUUGGUCCUAAUAACUUGAACCCGAAUUG